Molecule: messenger RNA, 1096 nt
Organism: Paramecium pentaurelia
Lineage: Eukaryota; Ciliophora; Oligohymenophorea; Peniculida; Parameciidae
Source: the annotation of a GenBank genome assembly
AAAUGCAAACUUAAAUUCAUAGUCAAGAUGCUAAAAUAUCUCAAAACCUAAUAUAUUAUUAUUAUAAUUAUUUAAUAUAAAUGUUAAUUAAAAUUAGGCCGAAAUAUAAAAAUACUACAAGCUAAACAUUUCAAAAUUCAAUCAAUGUUAGUAAAUCACAAAUAUGUCCUUAACCUGAUGAUAUUAUUUAAGAUUUUAAUGAAUUAGGCUUAAAUGUAUAUCAUCCAUCAAAUAAUAUUAAAAAUUAAUAAAAUUAAAUAGAUGAAUAAAUGAUAAUAGUGGAGGUAAAUUUAAUUAUACAUACUUAAGAAUUCUCAAAAGAAAUAAAUUAUUGUGAAUCUAAAUAAAAAGACCAUUAAAAAAGUUAAAAGAUACAUUGAAACCCCUUAAAUUGUAUUAGAAAGAAUAAAAAAUACAUAAAUUGAUGUAUGAAUUUAUCAUAAAAAGUUGAACCCAACUUGCAGAAUCUGUCUCGAAUAAGAUUCAUUAGAUAAACUAAUAUCUCCAUGUAAUUGUGAUGGUACUAUUAAAUAUAUUCAUAUGGAUUGUUUGAAGACAUGGCUUCUGAGUAAAUUCUCAAUAGACAAUUUGAUUGAUAGUAAAGUUAUAAGAAAUUGAGUUUUAGGCUUAAUGUGAAUUAUGUAAUAGCUUUCUAUAGUGUUAAUUAACCUUCUCUAAUAAAUAUGUGUGUUCAAGAUUGAGAUAAAUGAGUAUUAGUUAAAAACUAUUCUUUUUCAUUUUUCCGAUGCUCACUCUAAUACUAUUUGCUUUGGGAAUAUAUUUUAUAACAUAGAUUAUAAAGAAAAGUAAAGAUUAAUAUGCAUACAUAUUUGGAGUAUUUGUUUGUAUUCCUGCAUUUUGUAUGUUGACUUAUUUAUUUAUAACGAUGUUGAUUGAUGCAAUAAGAGUUAAAUUUGUAAAGACUUGGACCAUUUUGAGUUAGGAUACUAGAAAUGAUACUGAUGUUAGCCUUAAACCAUUAAAAGGAAGAGCCAGAUCUUAGUCAUUACCUUAAAUUUAUCCUGAAAAAACAGUUUAAGAAUAACAUUUCGGCAAAACUAUUUUCAAAUAUAUAACAAGAUAAUAAAUGAUAUGA